GCCAGAACUCAAGGACAGGAUUGAUAAUCAAAACCACAUCGCAUGCUCUAUCAUUACCUUGGACCAAGAGCAGAGAUAUCCUCAUCCCUUUCAGUCACCAAGAACUUGCUGAGAUGAUUCUGGCAGCUUAACGCUUCAACCUUUCCAGUAAUGCGUUUUUAUUAUCUACUGAGCCCAUCGAACCUCAUCGGGGGUUCACAUGCAUCACAUCACGUUUAAGCAAGGACAUGUUCUGAAUCACCAGUGCACUACAGCCAACUGAAACGCAUUCAUGAUGGCGUCCCCGGACCAACUUUCAACCCUUCCCCUCGAAGUCCGGACCGCCUUAACCACCCACUCCUCUGACGGCAUCCCCUUCCGCGCCCGCACCGCCUAUACCCACCGCACCUGGGCGCGCACCUUCAGCUGCCUCCCCGAGCUCUUCAUCCAGCCGCACACCCUGCCCGAGAUCGAAAAAGCCGUCAACCUCGCGCGGCAAUGCCGCCGCCGCCUCGUCACCGUCGGCUCGGGCCACUCCCCCUCCGACCUGACCUGCACCUCGUCCUGGAUGCUCAACCUGGACCGCUUCGAUCGCGUGCUGUCGGUCGACCGGGCCACGGGCCUGUGCACCGUCGAGGCGGGCAUCCGGCUCUACCAGCUCAGCGCGGCGCUGGACGAGGCCGGGCUGGCGCUGCCCAGUCUGGGGAGUAUCAACGAGCAGAGCAUCGCGGGUGCCAUCUCCACGGGGACGCAUGGGAGUAGCUUGCGGCAUGGGUUGAUCAGUGAGUGUUGUAUCGCGCUGAAGGUGACGCUGGCAGAUGGCGAGACGAUGGCGUGCUCGGCGGAAGAGAAUCCGGAGCUGUUCCGAGCCGCGCUGUUAUCGGUUGGUGCGCUGGGAAUUAUCAGUGAGGUGACGCUGAAGGCAGUGCCGGCCUUCUCGCUGGCGUGGAGCCAGACGAUUGAUUGGGACGCGAGGUUAUUCGAGGAGUGGGAUACUGUGCUGUGGACGCAGGCCGAAUUUGUGCGGGUGUGGUGGUUUCCGUACAUGCGGAGGGCAGUGGUAUGGAAGGCGGACAAGGCGACCAACGACCAGGUUGAGGCGGGGAGGGUGAUGCAUUCUCAGCCGCCGACCGCCUUUCUGGACAGCAAGCUGGGGUAUUUUGUGUACCAGAACCUCCUGGCGCUAGCGCGCUGGUUCCCCCGGAUCACCCCUUGGAUCGAGUCGUUUGUAUUCGGCCUGAACUACGGCUUCCGAAACGGCGAGAGCACGCGUGUUAGCGGUUGCCAGGAGAGCCACAAGGCUUUCCUGCUGAACUGCCUCUACAGCCAGUUCGUCAACGAAUGGGCGAUCCCACUGCGCAGGGGACCGGAGGCGCUCCAACGUUUGGGUGCUUGGCUCAACCGCCUCACGCCGGGCGAUCCAGGCUAUGUUGACCACCGCAUCCCGUUCAGCGCCGAGGGACUGUGGGUGCACAGCCCGAUCGAGGUCCGCGUCAGCGACACGACGGUGAAAUCGAGCGCCGCCAAGGGCAACCGCCCUUACCUGGACAUCACCCCCGGCGACGGUCCGGCGUUGUACCUCAACGCCACCAUGUACCGACCCUACUACCGCGACCCGACGCACGAGGCCACGGAGCGGUACUACGAGGCCUUUGAAUGGCUCAUGCGCGAUCUCGGCGGCAAACCGCACUGGGCCAAGGCAUUCACAGUCACUCCGGACGAGUUUGCGGCAUGGUACGGGAACGACUGGACGCGGUUCUGCAAGGUACGAAACGAGGCUGAUCCUGACGGCAUGUUCGUUGGGCCGUGGCACCGCAGGUAUCUUCUCGGUGCAGCAUCGGCGAAUGGAGAGGGGAAGGGACAGCUUCUUCCCCUAGAGGAAAUUGGCUUUGUGCGCGAGAAGGCGAAGGGAGGUGGCUUUCGCGUGCUUGGUAACCAGAACCCUGUCGUGCCGUCGUAGAGGAUCGGCGAGAUUCUGGGGCCGGCAGAAAAUCUGUUGGAGGAGGGGUGGAGUUGUCGGUUUGGAGACUCGGACGCCCGCCCCGUAUUCAUGCUUGAUUGGCCGUUAUUACUAUCCGAGCAUCCACGGCAAGUUUAGCGUGGAAGGUUGUCAUCUCAGAUGCUUAUCUAAAGCGUUGGGUGCUUCUUGGUCUGCGUUAUAUGGGUUUCACUAGCUCACUCUGAUCAUUAGGGUCAAUGCAAGGCAGCGGAUAGGCAUUGCUACCCAUGGUUUCGCUGUCUAACUGUAGGCAUAAUGAAUCACCGAAUCAUCCAAUUCCGUCUGUAUAUAAUCCUGUUCUCCACCCCUCUCU
Parathielavia appendiculata is the source of this 2291-nucleotide messenger RNA. RefSeq names its product L-gulonolactone/D-arabinono-1,4-lactone oxidase. Gene Ontology annotation, cellular component: mitochondrion; membrane. The coding region runs from base 275 to 1939 and encodes 554 amino acids. The record is from RefSeq and is a predicted model, not a curated record. NCBI's taxonomy places the organism in Eukaryota, Fungi, Ascomycota, Sordariomycetes, Sordariales, Chaetomiaceae. The transcript has a single exon. Gene Ontology annotation, molecular function: D-arabinono-1,4-lactone oxidase activity; FAD binding.